AAGGAAGCAUAAAACCAAAGCAAAAUGGCAAUUGCUGCAGUUUGAUGUCAAAUCAGUCGAGUGUGAAAUGCGAACCAGUGAGGUUGUUUUGUAAUUGAGAUACUUUUGAAUGCACUUGAAACAAUUAGUCAAAGUUCAGGAUGAAUAAAUUUCACAUUAAGCUUCUUGUUUUGUUACUUCUAUCAACGUCACAAGUUUUCGCUGGAAAUUCUUUACGAAGGUUCAAGAGAACGAAACGUAGCUUCUUUUCAUCGCUGUUCGGGAGUGACCCAACAACAGAAUUGCCGCCAAAAUUGCUGGAACCAAUUGAAAACAACGUUGAUCAUCCGGUUUAUUUGGUUCCCAACCAAAAUGACGACAAUGUACCGCCGUCGUUUGUUCCAGUUAUUCCUAUAAGAUACCACUCAACUCCUGGAGGACAACAUUUUAUCGAAGUUCGUCCACUUAAUGCAGGUGAUAAUGGUAUUCGCAAUGUGCCGACUAAUCAUUGGUCACCGGUUGUUAAAAAAUCUAAACCUAAAAAGCCGCAUAAGAAAGUUUCCUCUUACUAUACGUUAGAUUUAUCACCUACUGAAAUAGCUGAGCUAAAUCAAUUAGCAAAACAGCUCGGCGUGAAGGACAUGCAUGACUUACCGCCGCUGGAUGAAGUUAUGAUAUUACUCGGCACAACAUCGAAAAGUGAAACAAUUAAGGCCGUUCGCGAAUAUGCUUCCACUGCUAGUGGAUUAGAGCUGAUAAAGGAAUAUGUCCUUAGCUACCAACCAGUCAAACGCAUGGAUAAUUUUGGAAAUCUUGACAAUGAAGUUGUCAAAGAAGAUGAAUUUGAUAAAAUUGAAGGAAAAUCCUUAGAUUUCCAUAAUCAGCCCGUCUACCCCUACCCUCUGAUUGGUUAUUCGCAAAUCAAUACACUUGUGGAAAUCGAUGGAUCGAAAACUACCACUCCCGCCCCAGAUGUCGGUUUCUUUUCUGGACUUCGUUCUUGGUUUUCCUUUGGGGCGAGCACCGAUAGUCCAAAGGAAGCAACGCCACAAAAUCCAAAGUUGGUUCCACAUUUCAUCAUUCCGAUAAGACCCAUUCAACCGCAAGAUCAGAGCAAUGUGGGUAACUUACCGCUCACACCUUAUAUUCAAGAUCAGGAUCCUUACAUGAUGAAGAGUCAAGAAGUGGAUAUCGAUGAUCUCGUGUCUAUGGUUGUGGAAAACAAAUCUAGUGAGGCGCCACGUAUGAUGGAUGACUUAUCAAAAGUUACAGGAGAGAGUUCCAAUGGUGAAUUGAAACUUGAUGAUCCUAAAAGAUCUGAUGUAAGCGAGGAGGUCAUCACAACCACCGAAAAAACUUUAGCACUUUCAUCCAACUCCAUUCAAUCAGAAAACAAAACAGAGAAGAGCGUUUCUGAAGAUCCAAUAAAUCAUUUAUAGCUAUCAUA
This is a messenger RNA of Uranotaenia lowii, 1426 nucleotides long. RefSeq lists its product as uncharacterized. Lineage: Eukaryota; Metazoa; Arthropoda; Insecta; Diptera; Culicidae. The transcript has 2 exons. Bases 141 to 1418 code for a protein of 425 amino acids. The record is from RefSeq and is a predicted model, not a curated record.